CUACAACCCUGGGCAAAUCACCAUCAGCAGAGUAAAUUUUGCAUUCGCUCAUCUUCACUUUUAGCUAGCCGCGGAGAAAAUUGAUCGAAUUUUGCGUGAUAAAGCCGCUAGAAAGUGCUGAUUGUGUGUGCUCUUAUAGGCUAAACGAUGGGUCUUUCGCACAGUAUUUCCGUCCCCGGUGGCGGCACCGAGGGUUACCAUGUCCUACGGGUCCAGGAUCAUUCCCCGGGGCAGAAGGCUGGUUUGGAGGCGUUCUUCGAUUUCAUCCUGGCGAUUGGGAACACUCGCCUGGAUCAGGACAACGACACCUUGAAAGAGCUUCUGAAGGCUAACAUCGACAAGGAGAUUCAGAUGACGGUCUUCAGCAGCAAAACGCAGAAUAUCCGGGUGGUCAACAUUAUGCCGAGUACGACCUGGGGUGGCCAGGGACUGUUGGGCGUGAGCAUAAGGUUCUGUUCGUUUGAGGGUGCCAAUGAGAACGUUUGGCACAUUUUGGAGGUGCAUCCGUCGUCGCCGGCUGAAGAGGCCGGAUUGAUUCCGUUUACGGAUUACAUCAUCGGAGCGGAUUCCAUCCUACACGAGAGCGAGGAUUUGUUCACGUUGAUCGAAUCCCACAAGGGAAGACCGCUGAAGAUGUACGUAUAUAACAUCGAUAGGGACGCCUGCCGGGAAGUGACCAUCACCCCGAAUGACAAAUGGGGCGGCGAGGGAAGCCUGGGAUGCGGAAUCGGCUACGGUUACCUGCAUCGAAUACCGAUUAGGGUAUUGCCGGCGGAUGCCAAAAUGGCAUCGCCAACGGGACCGGCUCUGACAACUCAAAGUAUGACCUCGGUUCCGACCUCGGUCCCAACAACGGAUCCCAACGCGGCCAACCGAUCCAUUCCCUUCAUACCGAUGGUGCCCCCGUUGGCGAAUACAUUUGCCUCCACGGCCGGAACGGUUCACACCGAUUUGCUGACCGUUUCCCAGACGGGAACGGUUGAUAGCACAACCACGGCACUGGCGAAUCAGUUUUCCACCAUGAGUACGGCAGAUCAGACCAAUAACAACCCCAGCCAUGCUGUGAGUGUUAACAAUAAUGUAACGCCAGCUUCGCCACCGAUCAGCGUAACGGAUUCGUAUUACACUCCGGCGGCGCAGGUGGCAUCGUCGUCCGCUGGCAAUGUUCCACCUUCCCCUGGUAUGGAUGUAGCCGCCACAAUGUCAUCCACGUCGACCACAAUCCCCAUGUACUCGCCACCUGCUCAGCCUCAGCCCUUCUCGGUUCCCAGUAUCCAACAACAGCAGCAAGCGAUGGUCAACUUGUCCUAUGCUCCCCAACCGGCCAAUCAAACCAAUGUCGUCUCGUCAACUAUGACCAUUCCGUCGGUAAAUCCGGGCGUGUUCACCUCCAACGUACCACCACCAUCGACCCUGGCCAGCGAUUUCUACCAAACCUAUGGAAACGCACCGACAAUGUCCGCUGCUGCAACUUCCCUGGCCAGCGCUUUCCAACCGACUAGUUUGUCGUAUUCAACGGGACCAGCCCAAUCGCAGUAUCACCCGCAGACGUACGCCGCCGGUCAGGCACCUGCACCGAUUCAGAUGUAUUCGACCUUCCCCCAGCAGGGCACCACCGCUAUCGACAUGGCCCAGGCACCGCCCCUGUUCCAACCGAGUGCCGUCACAACGCCCAUCUCCUUGCCCGGAAUGCCUCCCAUCACGGUGAACGCCACCAUCCCUCCGGAAGCCCUGCGGGGACUGCAGUUCGGCAACCAGCAGCCUGCAGCGCCAGCCACGGGAACUUCGCAGUAGAAUUUAGCCAAGUAAAGAAUCGAAACAGUCGAUUAUAUAGUGUACAUAAAGUGCGAACUGUUCUGUUUUUUUUUCUGGAGUUCCGCCGUGACGAGGGUGGUAAGUAUAUGUUGUCUUUGUGCUAUUUUAAAGCAGUUAAAAUAAUGCAUCAUUAUUGGGAGGAUAAAUUUCCCAAAAUAUUCAACGUCACUAUUUUUCAAAGAAGCUUUUUAAAAUUAUAAAAUUUUACUAUUUAGUGCAAUUGAUGCUAUUGUAUCAAGUACCCAAGGGAGGAUUUUUUCGGAUGCCUAUGAUUUUGAAGACGAAUUGAUAAGUUAAAACACUAGCGGAUAGCAUAGAGCGAGGAGUGAUAAGUUAUUGGAGGUAGGACUAAGUUGCAGGAGGCAUUUUUUUCUUUGUUAUAUAGUAUAAAACAGUAUCGUAAUAAAGAAAUCAUCAAUCAAAA
Aedes aegypti (yellow fever mosquito) is the source of this 2239-nucleotide messenger RNA. RefSeq names its product Golgi reassembly-stacking protein 2 (gene Grasp65). The transcript is spliced from 4 exons. The record is from RefSeq and is a predicted model, not a curated record. Gene Ontology annotation, cellular component: Golgi apparatus. Gene Ontology annotation, molecular function: protein binding. The coding region runs from base 148 to 1794 and encodes 548 amino acids. Lineage: Eukaryota; Metazoa; Arthropoda; Insecta; Diptera; Culicidae. Gene Ontology annotation, biological process: Golgi organization.